Salvia splendens (bonfire salvia) is the source of this 1220-nucleotide messenger RNA. RefSeq names its product protein SULFUR DEFICIENCY-INDUCED 2. NCBI's taxonomy places the organism in Eukaryota, Viridiplantae, Streptophyta, Magnoliopsida, Lamiales, Lamiaceae. The record is from RefSeq and is a predicted model, not a curated record. Gene Ontology annotation, molecular function: protein binding. The coding region runs from base 136 to 1011 and encodes 291 amino acids. The transcript is spliced from 4 exons.
UUAUUUCUUGGCUUUCUCCACAUCCCAUUCCCAUGCCUUCUCUCCACGAUUCCCCAACCUUUUCCACAAAAAUCCACUUGCCAUUUCUCACAAUCAAUCCCAAAAUCUAACCAAAACUGAACGAAUUAUUCAGCGAUGGAGAAGACGAAGAACAGUAGCAGCAUAACAACAAAUCAUGUAAUCCAUAAACUCCCAUCCGGCGACAGUCCUUACGUCAGAGCCAAGUAUUCUCAAAUGGUUGAGAAGGACCUAGAAGGUGCCGUGGUCUUGUUCUGGGAGGCGAUAAAUGCUGGAGACAGAGUAGAUAGCGCAUUGAAAGACAUGGCAGUGGUUAUGAAACAACUAGAUAGAGCUGAAGAAGCUAUUGAAGUUAUUAAGUCAUUUAGAGAUCGAUGCUCCAAACAAGCUCAAGAAUCACUGGAUAAUGUCCUUAUUGAUCUAUACAAGAAAUGCGGUAAACUAGAUGAGCAAAUUGAGCUGCUGAAGCAGAAGUUGCGGAUGAUUUGUGAAGGAGAAGCCUUUAAUGGAAAACCAACCAAAACAGCUCGUUCACAUGGAAAGAAGUUUCAGGUCACUGUUAAGCAAGAGACAUCCAGAAUACUGGGAAACUUAGGUUGGGCAUACAUGCAGCUUACGAACUAUACCACAGCUGAGGUAGUCUAUCGAAAAGCUCAAGAAAUAGACCCCGAUGCAAACAAAGCCUGCAACUUGUGCCUCUGCCUUAUAAAGCAAGAAAGAUAUGAUGAAGCAAGCACGGUUCUUGAAGAGGUAAUGCUAGGCAUACUUCCCGGUUCAGAAGAUUCUAAAUCGAGGCAGCGAUCCAAAGAGCUCCUAAAUGAGAUUGAGGCAUAUAAAUCUGCCAGAUUUUCGUUGCCUUCUUCGGGUCUAAGUUUUGAAGAUACCUUUAUUGGUGGACUUAAUCAGUUGAUGAGCAACUGGAACCCAAAUAGAUCAAGAAGACUUCCCAUUUUUGAAGAGAUAAUUUCAAAUAGGGAUCAAUUAGCCUGUUGAUCAUCCCUGAUUUCUAUUUUGUGUGGUGAUUGUAUAUUUGUAAACAUAAAGCUUAAACUACAUAAAUAGAUAAAAAUCCCCAGUCAGCACUUUGUUUUGAUCUGGUUGUAUUUUGUAGCAUUGUGUUUUUUGGAUUUUGAUAAUUUUGUAUACAAAAGUCAUAGAUGCAUAAUGCAUUUGUAAUCUGAAAGAUGGAUACUUUUGAACUA